This is a messenger RNA of Phaeodactylum tricornutum CCAP 1055/1, 2082 nucleotides long. RefSeq names its product channel voltage activated chloride channel. The transcript has 2 exons. Gene Ontology annotation, molecular function: voltage-gated chloride channel activity. The coding region runs from base 1 to 2082 and encodes 693 amino acids. Gene Ontology annotation, cellular component: membrane; intracellular membrane-bounded organelle. Gene Ontology annotation, biological process: transmembrane transport; chloride transport. NCBI's taxonomy places the organism in Eukaryota, Bacillariophyta, Bacillariophyceae, Surirellales, Neidiaceae. The record is from RefSeq and is a predicted model, not a curated record.
AUGUUUUACGACGUCGGCCUCGAUGAUGGAGCUACUCAAGCCGACGAGGAUCCCUCGGCAUCUGCUGGUACAACGGAGUGGGUUGCUGCCUUUCUUGCCUUUGCCGCCUACCAAACCUUUUUUGCUGCCAUUGCUUCUCUGUUCGUCUGGUGGGAACCGGUCUCGGGAGGAUCUGGUAUUCCUGAAAUCAAAUGCUUUCUCAACGGCAUUGAUCUUCCGCGCGUCGUACGGGUCAAAACGUUGUUGUGCAAAGUUGUCGGCGUGACCUUUUCCGUCGCUGCCGGAUUGCCCGUCGGGAAAGAAGGUCCCAUGGUCCAUUCCGGUGCCGUCGUCGCCGCCGGUAUUUCGCAAGGCAAGACGCGCUUCUGGGGCGUCGACACGAGUUUUUCCAAAUUCAGUGACUUCCGAAACGAUCGGGAAAAACGUGAUUUCGUCGCCUGCGGCGCUGCCGCUGGGGUUUGUUCGGCUUUUGGUGCCCCCAUUGGUGGUGUUCUAUUUAGUCUGGAAGAAGGAGCGUCGUACUGGAGUACCAAGCUGACUUGGCGGGCUUUUUUCUGUGCCAUGACCACUUUGGCCACGCUUUUUUGGGUCCGCAAUAUGGAUACCUUGUGGCUCUUUUCCUUUGGGGAAUUCAACAUUCUCUCGGGAGAGUCUUCGAACUUUUCGAUUUGGGAACUGGGGUUGUUUGUGAUUGUGGGCUGUUUGGGUGGACUGAUUGGGGCAGUUUUCAAUGCUGCCAAUGAGCAUUUGACCAUUUGGCGCAUGAAACGUAUCAAUCAUUCCAAGUUUCGUAGGUUUCUGGAAGUCAUUGUGGUUAGUCUGAUAGUGUCGGUUGUUUCGUUUUUGAUGCCCCUUCUCUGGGGGCACUGUACCAAGAUUCCUAAAGAUAUGCAAGAAUGGACUAAUCAGGAAAAGAACUUAAUUGAAGAACUCAUCCCCUUCGGUUGCACACCAGGAAAGGAAUACAACGAAGUAGCCAGCUUGAUUUUCACCGAGGCGGAUACCGCGAUUAAGCAACUGUUCCAUUUCCGUGAAGCAGGUGCCGAUGACUCGAGUACAUUUUCGUCCGGUGCCCUCUUUUUAUUUUUUGUCCCCUACAUUCUCACAGCCACCUUAACAUACGGUAUUGCCGUACCAUCAGGGCUUUUUGUCCCUUCGCUUUUGUCGGGGGCUGCAUUUGGACGCUUGUUUGGUCAUCUCUUACACAAGCUAGAUCACACAAACGGAACGUUUGCCGAUUCUGGGACGUAUGCUCUCAUGGGCGCGGCGGCUGUAUUGGGAGGUAUGGCACGAAUGACAAUCUCGUUGACAGUUAUUCUUUUGGAAGCAACCGGUGAUAUGCAGUAUGUGUUGCCCCUCAUGUUGACAUUAAUGGCCGCACGGUUUACGGGCAACGUGUUUAAUGAAGGUCUCUACGACAUUCAUAUUAAGCUCAAGAAAAUCCCGUUUCUGGAACCCGACGUCCCUCCCAUCGCUGAACGCAACGAAAUUGUGGCCGGUCAGGUCAUGUCCACCCAAGUCAAAUGCUUACGCCCCGUCGAGCGCGCUGGUGUCGUUUAUGAUUUGCUUCGAAGCUGUGGUCACGGAAGUUUCCCAAUUGUCGACACUGCUAGCGGUGGUACACUGUACGGAACCGCCAGUCGGUAUAUGUUGUGUACAUUGUUGCAGCGGCGUGCCUUUGGUUCACCGGAUGUCUUGGAGGAUUACGACGGACCUCAGCAGCAUUUGGGACCGAGACGUUUGAGUCCACUCGUGCAAUGGGACACUAUAGAAAGAGCUUAUCCUAGAUAUCCGAAGUUGUCAGACGUUGACAUGAGAGAAGGCGACCGCAAUUGCUGGCUCGACUUGCGGCCGUAUGCUAACACUGCGCCCUACACAGUCAACGAGACGGCUUCUAUUCAACGCACCUAUCGGCUAUUCCGUACUCUGGGACUACGCUUUCUUUGCGUCGUGAACCACAACAAUCAAGUUGUUGGUAUCAUCACACGAAAGGAUCUUCUUCCUGAAGCAUUAACCGAUUCACUGCUACGCGGUCGUCUAUCGCACGAGGAGGCCGACGAGGAUGGACGAGGAAUGCUUUGA